Dendrobium catenatum is the source of this 1437-nucleotide messenger RNA. RefSeq names its product trihelix transcription factor ASIL1-like. Gene Ontology annotation, molecular function: transcription cis-regulatory region binding. Lineage: Eukaryota; Viridiplantae; Streptophyta; Magnoliopsida; Asparagales; Orchidaceae. Gene Ontology annotation, cellular component: nucleus. The record is from RefSeq and is a predicted model, not a curated record.
UCCUUCUUUCUGGGCUCUGCCGCUCCUCCGAAAGCAAAAAAGCCUUUAACCGCAGCCACGCGGCCAAUCGUGGCGGUCAACACACCACCACCCACCGUGCCGCGCUAGGCUAGCGGGAUGGGCCGCCCGCGUCCCGGUUGGCGCGGUCUCGACACCGCCCGUGUGCGCCGCACCCCACACCUCCCCACCCCCCCUUACCCCCAACCCCAUCCCCGGGCGGUCCCCCGAACCCAUGCCUCCCUUCUCAUCAAAUACUCCGCACAGCCACCGCCAUCUCCACCUCUCUCAGCUCCCAAUCCUCUCUCAUGGCCUCCUCCUCACCUUCCCCUGCAGUCGCUUCUCCGCCGGAGCCGCCUCUCACCGCCCCCCAACCCACCCGCCGCGGCCUCCCUCCACCCUGUUGGUCCCACGACGAAACACUAGCCCUCAUCGAAUCCUACCGCCACAAGUGGCACUCCCUUCGCUGCGCCAACCUUCGCGCCGCCGAUUGGGACGAGGUCGCUGCCGAUCUCUCUCGACGCUCCUCCCUCCUCCCCUCCGCAACCCCUAAGACUUCCGUCCAGUGCCGCCAUAAGAUCGAGAAGCUCCGUAAGCGAUUCCGCUCCGACCGCCUCCGUCCCUUACUCUCCGCCCUCACACCUCCCUCCUCCUCCUGGCCAUUUUUUCCUUUCAUGGAAUCCCUUGAACAACCUCCUUCCGCUUCCCUCUCCGGUUCACCCUCCCACUCCGACGACGCCGAUGACUCCCGCACCAUCCGCCGCCUCGUCUCCAAUGGCGAAGGGCUCAGAUUUACCGUCCCAAAGGCAGUUCGGUCCAAGAAAAUGAACCCUAGCUCCGGUGGCGGAAAACUGAAGGGCGUGUUCUCCGAUGCUGGGGUGAAGCCGGCGAUGGAGGAGAUGAGGCGAAGGCUGGAGAGGAAGAGGAAGGAGGAGAUGGAGGCGGGGACGGCAGGGGGGAUGGUGGAGGCUCUGAGGAUGGUCGGCGAUGGGUUUAUGAGGAUAGAGCAGGUGAAGUUGGAUAUGGCUAGAGAGACUGAGAGGAUAAGGAUGGAGAUGGAGCUGAAGAGGACGGAAAUGAUUAUAGAUUCACAGCAGCGGAUUGUUGAUGCGUUUGUGAAGAGUUUUGUUGGUGGUGUGAAGAGGAAGAAGGGCAAAGUUUCUCCAGAUAGUUGAAAUUGAGACGAGUAAGAUUUUCAUGAAGGGAUGGAUACAAUUACUCUUAUAAGUUUGUUUUGGGACCUUUUUUUGUAAGAACUUUUUUCUGGAACCAAAUUAUAUGUAUUUGUUCUCCUAGUCGUGUGCGCUUUUUCUGAUUUUAUUAGAAUACUGAAUUUCUUUGUGGUGUUAAGCCAUCGCAUAACUAGGUUAAUGUAAUUAUUUGUUUUAUUAACCUUAUUUUCAUGGGUUCCGUGGUCUAAUGCGACACUGGGUUUUUGCA